Messenger RNA from Belonocnema kinseyi, 6131 nucleotides. It is a transcript of the gene dlg1, whose product is annotated as disks large 1 tumor suppressor protein. Gene Ontology annotation, cellular component: postsynaptic density membrane; neuromuscular junction; neuron projection. The record is from RefSeq and is a predicted model, not a curated record. The coding region runs from base 244 to 2874 and encodes 876 amino acids. NCBI's taxonomy places the organism in Eukaryota, Metazoa, Arthropoda, Insecta, Hymenoptera, Cynipidae. Gene Ontology annotation, biological process: chemical synaptic transmission. The transcript has 22 exons. Gene Ontology annotation, molecular function: kinase binding.
GAGGGCAAAAGCCUCAGUAUUCGAGAACCAGCAACAGGCGAUACAACACGAGGAGAUAGAGAUAUUCAAGAAUUUUAUGAGCUAACAUUGCUUGACGAAUCGAAAACGGUUCAGCAAAAGACAGCUGAGACGCUCCGGAUUGCUGAUAAGUGGGAGGCUAGUGAUGGACCAAUCACGCCCACGCCAACCUACGCUCAAAAUGAUGGGGGUCCAGUUUCUGCUUUCCCGCUGAACCAGACAUUGAUGAACAUCUACGGCCGCAGGUCGGCAAGUCCAGAUGUUUCUGGUUCAGUAGAUUUGAAUCAGAAAACUAGGCAUGGCGUUGAUGAACAAUUACCAGUUCCUUCUUCACCUUCAUUGCUUAAGGAUUCAACUCAAGUUGAUGGUGUUUCUAGACCGAAUUCUGUAGAUCGAGUCAUCCACUCUGAUGCUAUUCCACACAUUAUUGCUAGCCAUGAAACUCUCAACAAGAGUCACGACAGUUGGCAAGGGCACGACAGCGAUCAGGCACACACUCCACUUCUCGCUGGGGACACGAGACAUGUCAAUGGCGAUGACGACUGGGAAUACGAGGAGAUCGUCCUGGAAAGAGGCAGCGCCGGUCUUGGAUUCAGCAUCGCUGGGGGAACGGAUAAUCCUCACUUUGGAAAUGACUCGGCCAUCUACAUUACGAAACUUAUCCCUGGUGGCGCUGCCUCAGCCGACGGUCGUCUACGCGUUAACGACACGAUACUCCAGGUGAAUGAUGUGUCCGUCGUCGACGUACUUCACGCAGCAGCCGUUGACGCCCUCAAACGAGCCGGAAACACCGUUAAACUGUACGUUCGGCGGCGACGUCAUACGCAGCUGAUGGAAAUCGAGCUGAUCAAAGGCAACAAAGGAUUGGGAUUUAGUAUCGCAGGGGGUAUCGGAAAUCAACACAUCCCUGGGGACAAUGGUAUAUACGUCACGAAGAUCAUGGACGGAGGGGCUGCUCAGGUCGAUGGCCGACUUCUUGUUGGUGACAAGUUGGUCGCUGUCAGAAACGCAUUGCAGGGCGACAAAAAUCUGGAGAAUGUGACGCAUGAAGAAGCUGUCGCGACCUUAAAAGCCACACAGGAUCGAGUGGUCCUCCUUGUUUCAAAACCGGAAGGAACACUUCCACCACCACCAGCCUCCGAUCGGUCCUUGUCACCGCAGCCCCGAAAACAAAAUGGCUCUGUCUCAGCACUGGAGAACAACUCACUGGUGUAUUCUCAGGAAUCACGUCAUGCAUCCACUCUCGCACUCCACGGCACCGCGACGCCCCGCGCCGUGUCUCAGGAAGACGUGUCAAGAGAAGUGAGGACCGUAAUACUGAAUAAGGGAUCUUCGGGCCUGGGAUUUAAUAUCGUGGGUGGAGAAGAUGGAGAGGGUAUUUUCAUAUCCUUCAUCCUAGCCGGCGGUCCAGCCGAUCUCAGUGGUGAGCUUCGACGUGGUGACCAAAUUCUCAGCGUCAAUGGCAUCAACCUUAGGACCGCCACCCAUGAGGAGGCUGCGGCUGCCCUCAAGGGUACUGGUCAAACAGUGACGAUUGUAGUCCAGUACAAACCUGAGGACUACAACAGAUUCGAGGCGAAGAUCCACAAUCUCAAACAACAAAUUUCCCAGCAGAAUAUGAUGACAGGCACCCUCAUGAGGACCUCGCAGAAAAAGUCACUUUACGUUAGGGCACUUUUUGACUAUGAUCCGAACAAGGAUGAUGGGUUGCCAAGUCGUGGUCUCGCUUUCCGAUAUGGAGAAAUACUUCACGUCACAAAUGCCAGUGACGAUGAAUGGUGGCAAGCCAGAAGAGUCACUCCUCAGGGUGAAGAUGAAGGUCUGGGAAUCAUCCCUUCUCGUAGACGAUGGGAACGCAAGCAACGUGCCAGAGAUCGUUCUGUAAAGUUCCAGGGCCAUAUGCCUGUCAUAUUGGACAAGCAAUCGACACUCGAUAGGAAAAAGAAAAACUUUUCCUUCAGCAGAAAAUUCCCCUUCAUGAAAAGUAAAGACGACAAAUCCGAAGACGGUUCUGAUCAAGAACGGUCGCCCACAACACCUGAGAAUGAAAACGAUCCCGCCCAAUUUAUGCUGUGCUACACGCAGGACGACACUAACGCUGAAGAUUUGUCUUCCGCCACAGGCAGUAGAGAAAUUUUGUAUCGUGUUGAACUGCCUUAUAUGGAGGAACUGACUUUAGUUUAUCUGGAAAAGGAGGGUGUUGAGGAAAAUGAGGAUCUUAGUAGCGAAGAAAACGUUUUGUCUUACGAAGCUGUUCAACAACUUGGUAUCCAAUAUACUCGUCCAGUUAUCAUCUUGGGCCCCCUUAAGGACCGAAUCAGCGACGACCUCAUUGCCGAAUUUCCAGAUAAAUUCGGCAGUUGCGUUCCUCACACAACUAGGAGUAAAAGGGAAUACGAAGUGGAUGGUCGAGAUUAUUACUUCGCAGCAUCGAGGGAGCAAAUGGAGAGGGACAUUCAGAAUCAUCUAUUUAUUGAAGCGGGGCAGUAUAAUGACAACCUCUAUGGAACUUCGGUGGCUUCUGUGCGAGAAGUAGCUGAAAAGGGCAAACACUGUAUUCUUGACGUAAGCGGAAAUGCUAUCAAGAGGUUACAUAUUGCACAAAUUUACCCAAUCGCCAUUCUUAUUAAGCCCAAAUCUGUGGAAUCGGUCAUGGAAAUGAAUAAAAGGAUGACUGAGGAAAAAGCGAAAAAAGACUACGAGCUGACACUCAAAAUGGAACAGGAGUUUGGGGAAUACUUAACUGCUAUCGUACAGGGAGACACACCGGAGGACAUUUACGUGAAAGUGAAGGAAGUGGUCGCGGAACAGUCAGGGCCAAACAUUUGGGUACCAUGCCGGGAUCAGCAACUGUGACGUUCUGCCCCCGACAUUCACACAAGUCCCAACGCUUGGACAUUACCUCCGAGGCGUGAAGAUUAAUUGCUCUUCUUGAUACAAUUAAGCAAGCCCUCUAUCGCCUUUCCCCCUACCUAAGUAGCACAAUAUGUCCUAAUCAAGACAAGUGCGAAUCUCCGCACACAGAUUUAAAAAAAAUUGGCAUAAUUAUGGCUUUGAAAAAAAGGGGAAACGAGAUCAAAUAUCUCACUAAGCACAUAAUGUACAAUAUCUUCUCGAAAAUGUUAAUCACUGUAUCGAGUUGUGAGAAUCUUGAACCAUAAUCGUAUUUUGCUGAAUGUUCGACCGACGUAGUCUUUUUCUCUCUACUUGAAUCAUUUUUCGCAUUCAUUUUGAGAGUUGUUUUAAAACUGACAUGAUUUUUUUUCAUCAUUUUAUCCCCUGACCUCGAACUAUUUUAGAUUCUUUAAUUUUUUUUCUACAAAUUUUACAAAACUGGUCUUAUAAUUUGGAAAAAAAUGUUUUGUAGAUUAUCUAUCGGUUAUUUUGAGUGAUGUACGAUGGUAUUUUUAAACUGUAUGUACUUAAUUGCAUUAAGGCAAGAAUUAUUAUGGAUUGGAAGGUGAGGUUUAGUUCGAUUAAAAAAAAAUAAUAUAUCGAUCUCACUGAUGCUGAUCUGAUCAGACCUCACAUGACAAAUCCCUAGAGCUAGGAUAGCGAUAUAUAAUGUUUUGUACAGCUAGAUGACUAAGCCAGUAAUGGGUUACGUGCAACAUUAUAUAGAGAAGAGAAGAACACUAUUGUAAUUUGAAUAUUACUACUAAAUUAUUACAAUGAUUAUUAUAUAAUUGCUAUGAUAGUAGAUAAAUAUUACUGUAAAUAUCUGCCUGUAAUCGAGACGUCGAGCGUAAGCCACGAGUGUUAUUAGUAGGUCUCGGUUGUAUUUCUAGGCAUCUUUUCGCGAUCAGUACAAUGUCCUCUUCUUCAAGAAUCCCAGGAACGACAGAAGAAACACGAACGAACCCGAACGAGAAAGACUAAAUUGGACCUGCUCCAGUUUAUACAAAUGAACUGUACUUAGCGGUCGCGGUAUUGAUGUAAUUAAGAUGAUAAAUCGAUACCUUUGUGUUUAAAGAACUGUUGCUCGUUCCUAGGACGUCCUAUGUCGGCCCCGUGGACAAAAACAUUAUACAUCCCAAGAAACGUCCUUGGGACGUCCCUAGGACGUGCAAUGUCAGCCCAGUGGACAAAAAACUAUGAAUGUCCUAAGAACGUCCUAUAUCAGCACCUUGGGUAAAAAACUAUGAAUAUCCCAAGAACGUCCUUUGGACGUUCCGAGGAUGUGCAAUGUCAGUCCAGCGGAGACAAAACUAUGAAUGUCCUAGGACGACCUAUGUCGGUCCCGUGGACAAAAACCUUAAACAUCCCAAGAAACGUCCUUGGGACGUUCCUAGGAUGUGCAAUGUCAGCCCAGUGGACACAAAACUAUGAAUGUCCUAAGAACGUCCUAUGUCAGCACCUUGGGUAAAAAACUAUGAAUAUCCCAAGAACGUCCUUUGGACGUUCCUAGGAUGUGCAAUGUGAGUCCAGUGGACACAAAACUAUGAAUGUCCUAGGACGACCUAUGUCGGCCCCGUGGACAAAAACCUUAAACAUCCCAAGAAACGCCCUUGGGACGUUCCUAGAACGUGCAAUGUCAGUCCAGUGGACACAAAACUAGAAAUGCCCUAAGAACGUCCUAUGUCAGCAGCUUGGAUAAAAAACUAUGAAUAUCCCAAGAACGUCCUUGGGACGUUCCUAGGACUUCCAAUUUCAGCGCAGUGGACACAAAACUAUAAACAUCCCCAGAACGUCUUUGGGACGUUCCUGUGACGUCCUAUGUCAUCCCAGUGGGCAAAAAACUAUGAACAUCCCAAGAACGUCCUUGGAACGCUCUUAUGACGUCCUAUUUUAGCGCAGUUGACAAAAAACUAAAAACAUCCCAAGAACGUCAUUGGGACGUUCUUAGAACGUUUUAUGACAGCCCAGUGGGCACAAAACCUUCAAAAUCCUAAGAACGUCCUAUGUCAGCACAAUUGGAAAAAAACUAUGAUUAUUUCAAGAUCGUCCUAUGUCAGAACAUUUGGAAAGAAAACUAUGAGCAUCCCAAGAAAGUCAUUAGGACGUUCCUAGGACGUCCUAUAUCAUCCUAGUGGGCAAAAAACUAUGAACGUCCUCGGGACGUUCCUAGGAUAUCCAAAGUCAGCACAAUGGACCGAAAACCAUCCACAUCCCAAGAACGUCCUUGAUUUGUUCUUAGGACGUCCUAUGUCAGCCCUGUGGAUACAAAACUAUAAACAUCUCAAGAACGUCCUAUGUCAACACAGUGGGCAGAAAACUGGACAUCCUUGGUUCGUUCCUAGGACGUCCAAUGUCAGACAAAACUAUAAAAAUCCCAAGAAUGUCCUAUGUCAGCCCAGUGGGCCCAAACUAUAAACGUCCUUGGGACGUUUCUAGGAUAUCCUAUGUCAGCACAAAUCCAUCAAUAUCCCAAGAACGUCCUUGAUUCGUUCCUAGGUCGUCCGUAGUCAGCACAGUCGACACAUAAACUAUAAAAAUCUCCAGAACGUCCUCGGGUCGUUCCUAGAACGUCCCAUCUCAGCACUUUCUUUCAACACGGAGGAAUCGAAAUAAAGAUUCACUAGAUUUUUAGAUAAGGAAGUUGAAAAAGAUGAUAUUAUGACAAUGAUGAUGAUGGCGAAGAUUGUUUGUCGAAUUAAUUGUAACAUAUAAGUGAUGAUACCGGGUAGGAAUUAUAAUUUGUAUCAGUCUGUGCGCUGCAAGCUAAAUUCGUGUAGCAUGUACACAGUUGCCUUUUGCGACGCGAUUGAAAACGCGUCGAUACUUUUAUUUUUUCCUCGUACGCUUAGGUUUUCUGAGUCAAUGCGAGCGGAUAGAAGCGUUCAAACAUUUAUUUACUGUGCGAUGAUUUUUUUUUCUUCAUCGAUUGGAACUGAAAAAAAGGGUCGGCUGGAGAAAAGAGCUCAGAGUGAGCUCAAGAUGAAAUCAUGCGUGAGUAAUGUAGAUCGUGCCUAAAUUUAAAAGGCCCCAGGGUUCAACCGAGUAAUAUGGUGUGUGUCUUUUUCCUUCGAGAGGAACGUAUUAAGAAAAAAUCUAUUACAGACACCUAUUAUACAUCUCUAUAGUCUGUUUAAAAAUAUUACUUAUUGAAUUAUCAAUCUCAUGUUCACCUUGUUUCAUCGUUUUUAAAUAGUUAAUAAACGUUUUACCAAUUU